Messenger RNA from Aureococcus anophagefferens, 267 nucleotides. RefSeq lists its product as hypothetical. The record is from RefSeq and is a predicted model, not a curated record. The transcript has a single exon. Gene Ontology annotation, biological process: ubiquitin-dependent protein catabolic process; protein ubiquitination. NCBI's taxonomy places the organism in Eukaryota, Pelagophyceae, Pelagomonadales, Pelagomonadaceae. The annotation marks the transcript as partial. Gene Ontology annotation, cellular component: cullin-RING ubiquitin ligase complex; nucleus. Gene Ontology annotation, molecular function: cullin family protein binding; ubiquitin protein ligase activity; zinc ion binding.
GACAAGUGCGCCAUCUGCCGGAACUCGCUCAACGAGCCGUCCUUCGAGUACGAGGCGAACCCGUCGCCGAUCAACGAGAACGGCCUGUCGAUCGCCUUCGGCUGCUGCGGCCACGCGCGUCCGCCGGGCCUUUCGUUCCGCCUUCCCUCGCGCGCGCGCGUGACUCACCAACGCUCCGCGCAGGUCUUCCACCUCGACUGCAUCCAGCGCUGGCUCAAGACGCGGUCCGUCUGCCCCCUGUGCAACAAGGAGUGGGAGUUCGCCAAG